This is a messenger RNA of Mycena indigotica, 714 nucleotides long. RefSeq lists its product as uncharacterized. Gene Ontology annotation, cellular component: cytoplasm. NCBI's taxonomy places the organism in Eukaryota, Fungi, Basidiomycota, Agaricomycetes, Agaricales, Mycenaceae. The record is from RefSeq and is a predicted model, not a curated record. The coding region runs from base 1 to 714 and encodes 237 amino acids. Gene Ontology annotation, biological process: protein refolding; cellular response to unfolded protein. Gene Ontology annotation, molecular function: ATP hydrolysis activity; misfolded protein binding; ATP binding. The transcript has 4 exons.
AUGAGCUCAAAACUCAGCGGCCCAGUCGUUAGCAGUCGUUGUGACUCUGUUUGUUGGCUAUUUGCCAUCGUCAGCAAGGGUGGCGGCAGGCCAGCUGUUCAGGUUGAAUACGAUGGAGGGAAGAAAACUUUCGUAUGUUCUUCUUCCAAAUUUGAUGGCUUCAAGCUGCUGAGUCGACAGUCAGCAGAGGAACUUUCUUCCAUGGUGUUAACCAAAAUGAAGGAAACGGCGGAGCAAUACCUGAAGCAGAAAGUCGACCACGCUGUCAUCACAGUCCCAACCUAUUUCAACGACGCUCAACGGCAAGCUACUAAGGAUGCUGGGCAAAUUGCUGGACUGAAUGUCCUUCGUGUCAUUAACGAACUCACGGCGGCUGCUCUCGCCUACGGACUGGACAAAGGCAGCAAAGCUAGAAUCGUCGCUGUCUACGAUCUUGGUGGUGGAACUUUCGAUAUAUCCAAUCUCGAAAUGCGCGACGGCGUCUACGAAGUCGAGUCCGCCAACCAUUACAACUUGGUGGUGAAGACCUCGACAUUCUCCUCGUUGACCACAUCCUCAAGGAAUUUAAAUCCAAGCACGGUAUUGAUCUCAAUGGCCAUCCAAAUACUGCUUCAAAUCUUUUGCGCGCCGUCCAGCACGUUUCCCUGUUCAUCUCCACCAAGGACAACACUUCCGGGCCUCGCAUUGCGUGGAUCACAAUAUGUUCUAAACUAA